Messenger RNA from Cylindrotheca closterium, 1017 nucleotides. The record is from the annotation of a GenBank genome assembly. NCBI's taxonomy places the organism in Eukaryota, Bacillariophyta, Bacillariophyceae, Bacillariales, Bacillariaceae.
AUGGGACGUUCUUCUUCCGGUGGAGGAAAGGGACGUGUGACUCCUCAGAAAGUCAAGAGCAACUUCAGUUCAACAGUUGUGAAACAUCUAUUUUCAACGAAAGAUGAAAACGAUGGAAAGGCAAGAUCGUCGUACAAAGAUGCCAAAGAAAGAGUGAUUGACUACAUCCAAGCUUCUGGAAUGAAAUGUUCCGAAGACAUGGUGAAAUCGAUUCGAGAUGGAAAGUCGAUCGACUUCAAUGCAAUCACUCCAACAUUGAAUACUCCAACUCAAACUGAAGCUGUUGCAAGAGAAACAGAGAUGACUCAAAACAAGAUUCUCUACUCUGCAAAGCUCGACGAGAACAUGCGAAGAUCAGCCUACUUCAAAACGAACAAGCAAACUGUCAAAUCAAACAUCAUGCUGAAGUUUGUGACAAAGGCGAUGGAUACAAGCUUUGAGAAGAGUGCUGAUGCUGAGUAUGACUUCUUGGAUUUCUGGGAAGCCAAUCAAAAGUUCUUUGCUAUGAAGCAAGGAACAACCAAAAACUUGAUGCAUUUCACGGAACGAUUCUUGAGACAGGCUGAAGUCCUGAAAGAUCUAUAUGGCGGUGCCUGGUUCCGAAAUUUUGCAGUCAAGACGAAAGCGUAUGCUGCUGUUGCUAGCACGGAUACUACUGCUAGAGACAAGUUCAAGGAUGAUAUCUUUGAAGCAGUUUUUGCAACAGGAUUCCUGUGCAACUGUGAUCGAACAAGAACAGCUCCUCUGAUGCUGGAUCUUCAGACGAACUACUGCAGGGAAGUGGAUUAUUAUCCAAAGACGGUAAGCAAAGCACAAGAUAUGUUGAAGAUUCACAUGGAUGUGAUUAAAAAUCCGGGAAUGAACCUUUACCAAGGAAAGGACCAACCUAAUAAAGGUAAAGGUAAAGGGAAAGGGAAACCGAAGGAUGGAAAGAAGAAGGCAGCAUGUUAUGUGUGUUGCAACAAAGACCAUAUGUCUCCAAAAUGCCCAGACAGACUGCUACCAAAGAACCAAUGA